Molecule: messenger RNA, 1636 nt
Organism: Panonychus citri (citrus red mite)
Lineage: Eukaryota; Metazoa; Arthropoda; Arachnida; Trombidiformes; Tetranychidae
Product: protein HEXIM1-like
Exons: 1
Coding region: 319-1155 (278 amino acids)
Biological process (GO): negative regulation of cyclin-dependent protein serine/threonine kinase activity; negative regulation of transcription by RNA polymerase II
Cellular component (GO): cytoplasm; nucleoplasm; nucleus
Molecular function (GO): 7SK snRNA binding; cyclin-dependent protein serine/threonine kinase inhibitor activity
Source: RefSeq, a predicted model, not a curated record
GAACAUUUGAUUUUUGUGAGUUGACGAAACAACAACAACUCUUUCAAUUUAAAUCUCUUCAAAUUCUCUUGAGUUUAUCUUCAAUUUUUUCGUCUAAUUUGCUAACAAGUUUUUUUUUCUUCUUUUCUCUUUUUUCGUGUUCAUUGUUAAUCGAAUUUUCUCAAUUAUAAAAUUAUUUCGUUCUAUUGAUUUGUUGAGAAGAUUAGAUUUUUAUUCUCAAUCAUCAUUAAAUUAUAAUAUAUUUAUACUAUUAUAAUUAUAUUUUUUCGCAUUUUGCUUCUUGAUUUGCUUCAUCAUUUCUCCUCAACGAUUCUCAGUAUGGUUAACCCUAAGGAUAAGGAAGAGGAUAAAGGUAAAAGUAGUAGUGUUCCCAAUUCUGUUGUAAAAAGAGUUAAUGACAAUGUUGACUCAAGAGUUCAUCGGCAUCGACGAAGUGAAUGGAAACGCCGUUGGAGACCAUAUAGUGGCCGUCGUUUCAGCCGUUCAUUUGGUAAAAAUAGUCGUCUCGAUGAUUUGGAAAGUAGAAAAGCUAAAUGGUUAAAUCUUCGAAUGCAUGUUCUAGGUCAACCUUUGGCUCCAUAUAAUACAACACAGUUCCUAAUGGAUGAUCAUCAUGUAAGAGAACCUGAAUUUGGACAAAUUGAUCGACUUCUUCAAGUUAAUGCUACAGUUGCUGCUGUUGCUGUAGUGUCAGUUUCACCUUCGAAUACAACAUCAACAAAUACUACUUCAGUUUCCACAACCAACCCUCUCAUCAUUAACAACAACAAUAGUUUAAAUAACAACAACAACAACAACAAUUACAAUCGAGAGAACAAUAAUUUUGACGGUAAUCAGUCAACUACAAAUGAAACCAAAUCUCCUCAUUAUGGUGGAAAUGGAGGUGGACAUCGACGUCGAUGUAUGAGUGAUUCAACACCAUCUCGUAAGAAUUCAGAAGAUGCUUCUUCAGAUGAUUUUUAUAGUUCACCUGACGAUGAACAAGAUUUUAUCCAGAGACAGUUUUUUGAAACUUAUGAAAAUAUUCACGCUGAAAGGAUAAGCACAAUGUCUAAAGCCGAAUUGGUGAAAGAGUAUUUUUUAUUAGAGCAACGGUGUGAAGAAUUGGAAUCAAAGCUGAAACAAAUGGAAUACAGUGUUGGCCUGAAAACAUGAAUUCGCCAUGAAACAUCUCAAUCUCUUCCCAAACUUAAAUUUCCUCUCAAAUUGUAUUCAACUGUAAAAACAGAUCCACAAUGUUAUUAAAUCACACACAUACACACACUCACUCACACAAACAAACACACACACUCACACUCGCAGUGAUUAACAACACACAUUCAAAGUGAUAAGUGUUUGCAAAGUGUUGUCACCUUAACUCUCUCUCUCUCUCUGUUAGAGGUAAGUGGUCAAGUAUGUCUUGUGUGGUGAAAAAGAAACCAAAUCAUCAACAUCCACAUAAAAAAAUUCAUCAAAUCAAAUUUAAUUGUACAAAUCGAUGAAAAAAAGAGACCUCAGUGAAACAAUGAAAAUUUAUUCGUAAAAUUUAAUUGUUUUGUUUUUUCUUCUUUUUUUUUGAUAAGUUUUGUUAUAAUCAAAAAAAAAACCUAAAUUCUAAAUAAUAAUUAUAAUAAAAGUGUAGUGAUUAAGACUUGAA